ACGCCCCCCCGCCGACGGCUCCGGUCAUGUGACAGUCCCCGCCCCCCCGCGAUCAUAUGACCGGCUCUUUCUUCCCCGCCAGCGCGCCCCAGAAGCGGCUCCUGUCCCUGCCAGAGGUCUCCAUGGCGCAGCCGCCUCUCCGGCUGGUGGCGCUGCUGGCCCCCCUCGGCCUCUGCCUGUGCCUGACCGGCGCCGCGGAUCCGCCUCGCAACUACGCCGCCGCCGCCGCUCGGAGCCCGGAGCCGGACCAGCCCUUCCGGGUCCCCGUCGGGUGGCGGCGCCUGGGCCGGGUGGCCCCCUCGGAGGCGCUCAGCCUGACCUUCGCCCUGCGGCAGCAGCGGGUCGAGCGCCUGGCGGAGCUGGUGCAGCGCCUCUCCGCGCCGGACUCCCCCCAGUACGGGCAGUUCCUGACAUUGGAGGAGGUCCAGGCGUUGGUCAAGCCAUCCUCACUGGCUCUGGACACCGUUCACAAGUGGCUGGAGGCUUAUGGCGUCCAAGACUGCCAAACCGUGUACACUGGGGAUUUCUUGCAGUGCCUGAUGCCAGCACAUGUGUGAACAUGGAGCAGCCCUUUGGGUGCGCAGUUCCACCGCUACAAGAAUGGCACGCAUAGUGUGGUGAGGUCUCCUUUCCCAUACACCCUGCGGGAGGAGCUGGCGGAGCAUGUGGAUAGUGCGGGGGGCCUCCACCGGCCUCAGCCACAGCAAAGGCGGUCACUGGGCCUGGGGAGCACAGGAGUAUGGGUUAAGGCCUGGCAGGCGGCAGCUAUCCCUCCCUUCCACCUGGGCGUGACACCGGCCGUGAUCCGCAAGCGCUACAACCUGACCGACGCCGACGUCGGGGCCGCAGCCAACAACAGCCAAGCGUGUGCCCAGUUCCUCGAGCAAUACUUCCACCCGGCUGACUUGGCCGAAUUCAUGCAUCUCUUUGCGGGAGGCUUCCCGCACCGCUCCAGCGUCGACCAGGUUAUUGGGCGCCAGGGGAAAGGCAAGGCUGGCCUGGAAGCCAGUCUGGAUGUGGAGUAUCUCAUGACCACAGGCGCAAACAUCUCCACCUGGGUCUUCAGCAACACAGGGAGGCACGAGAGCCAGGAGCCCUUCCUGCAGUGGCUGCUGGUGCUGAGCAACAUGUCUGCCUUGCCGUGGGUGCACACGGUCAGCUACGGAGACGACGAAGACAGCCUCUCGCAGGCCUACAUGGCGCGCAUCAACGUGGAGUUCAUGAAGGCGGCCGCCCGGGGGAUCAGCAUUCUCUUUGCCUCAGGUGAUUCCGGGGCAGGUUGCCGGAAGGCUUCCGGGGGGAAGCACGUGUUCCGCCCCAGUUUCCCAGCUUCCAGUCCUUACGUGACGACCGUGGGUGGGACGUCCUUUGAGCACCCCUUCCUGGUGAGUGCGGAAGUGGUUGACUACAUCAGCGGAGGGGGCUUCAGCAACGUCUUCCCCAUGCCGAGUUACCAGGUGUCUGCCGUGAAAGAGUUCCUGAGCACCUCCCCCAAACUGCCUCCCGCCUCCUACUACAACAGCAGUGGGCGAGCGUACCCAGACGUGGCGGCUCUUUCGGACAACUACUGGGUGGUGACCAACCGCAUCCCCAUGCCGUGGGUCUCUGGCACCUCGGCCUCGACUCCAGUGGUGGGGGGCAUCGUUGCCCUGAUCAAUGACCGGCGCCUUCAGCAAGGGCGUCCCCCGUUGGGCUUCCUGAACCCUGCGCUCUACCAGCUCCAGGGGCAGGGGAGGUCCUCUGCCUUCUACGACGUGACGCAGGGCUGCCACCUGUCGUGCCUGGAUGCCACCGUGGAGGGCCAGGGGUUCUGCGCUGCUCCCUCCUGGGACCCCGUGACCGGCUGGGGGACCCCCAACUUCCCAGAGCUCCUGCGUGCCCUGCUGGCUCUAUGACGACCCCAUGGGGAGGAAGGUCCUUCUCUGGCUCCGGUCCUGAAGCUGUUCAACCUCUUCGGCGCACGAGGCCCCCCCCUGUGGAAAGGAUCUCUCUUGGGGCCGAUUUCUGCACCUGCUUGGGAAUGGGGGGCGGGGGGGCGUGCUGUCCUUGGGUGGGUUCCGGGGCAGGCCACUUGUCCUGCUGCCUGUGGGGUGAUUAGAACACUCGUGAAUUGGGUCCCCAGUCAAAGAAAGAGACCCUCUUGUGCCUCCGGAAACAGGACCCGCGGGCCGGAGGGCGAGUUUGCAUCAGUCCUGAUUGCUCUUCUUUUGGCCAGCUGCCUCCUGGAAAGGAAGUAGGGCUGCAGGUGGCUGAAAGACCGCAGGGCAGGGGUCAGAUGUAUGGGGCUGGCAGGAAGUGGAGCCCUUGCCCCCAACAUUCAAACCACUUCCUAGCUGUCCAGGACUCCUCUCUGGCGGCCCCUACAGCGAGCCCCUUCUUGGGUUCCCUUCUUGGGACAUUUGCCUCUUGACGGAAGAAUCGCUGCGCGAAGGGAAGACCAGCAGCCUGGCAGUUCUGUGUCCCUCGGCAUGUCUGUCCACACAUUCCUGCCUGCGUGGGGGAGAGCGGAGUGGCUGACAGGACGCAGGCUGUGAGUUUGCAACAGACUGUCUCUUCGGAGUGCGCAUUUGACCUGAGGAAUUAGUUUUCUUGGUUUACAUGGAGUUCGUUUUGAUUUCAUAUAUGGAGCUCUGAUUUCCCUCAAACUGUUAUAUUUGGACACUGUAAUUUAAACAAUCUGAUUUCCAGGAUGCUAAGAGAGAUGCUUGGAAGUGCAAGAGAGGCGUGUUUCCGGGCAGGCUGCUGCAGUGGCCCCCGGGGAAGGGGGGGGGGGCGUCAUUUCAUCGCCACUCAUGUUUCUCUGGCCCUUCUCAUGCGCUGCAAGGACGGGCAUCCUUCUGAACCCGGAGGGUGGAUUGUGUCCGCAGCCAUCUGCAAUCCGUCUGCAUUCCCCACUUGGGGUCUCUCUCUUGGGUCUCCCCCCUUCCCCGCCUCUCCCAGCACCAGGCCAGCCUUUCUGUGGCCGGCCUGUGGGUUCGGGGGCCGGCAGACUUGGAGCAAGCAGGCCGCCCUGGGCCCGUUGAGCUCUACAUCUCUGAUCACGGCACCCUGCUGACGGGGAGAGGGUGGCAUGCUCUUCCUUCCGCCUCACGUCGACAGCGAGAGGCUUGGGAAGUUCAGUCGCGUUAAGAUGUUGCCAUCUCUUUAACUGAAGCCCAUGUCAAUAAAUACUCUGGAAACGGGUCUGUGUUGAGAUGGGCUUUCCUGGCAAGGACCCGUGGAGACGUUCAAGGUGAGAGAUGAAUAGAGAUGGCUGGCCAUCGCCUGCCUUUGGACAGCAACCUCCGCCUUUGCAGGUGGUCUCUCUCUCAUCCAAGUACUGACCACAGCUGUCUGUGCUCAGCUUUCAAGCUCUAAUGAGUAUGGACCAUUCAGGCUACCUGAUAAUAAUAGAACCUAUGUAGCUUUUUUGGUGGGGGGGUGGGAGGGGGGAAUGAUAAGUGUAGCUUAGAGAGAGAGAGAGAAUGCAGUUACCCAGUUUUGCUCACACAGCCUGUCUGUCUCCCUUCUUUUAAUACACCGGUGUCACUUGAGUUAGAACUCAAGACUCCUGUUUGCUCCCAGCCAUGCCGGUCUCAAAUCACGCUCUCCCAAGGAAGAAGGGAGGGGGCGGUUGAGCCGGUCCUCCCUGAUGGGUGAUGGCUUGUAACAGGGGCAACCAUUCCACAGCAGGGGGAGGGCUCAGGUAGGCCCAAUGGGGACCUUGUCUGCUGUGCCAGAGACAGAGAAAGGCAGGCCAGUGGCCCUCUCUUCCGGCUGGUGUUUCUAACUGGGUGUGGGCAGAGAGUGGAGGAAGGGCCAAUACCAGAGUGGGGAGGUGAGGGGUGGGGCAAGAGACUCCAGGUGCGGAAGGAAGCUGGGCCUGUGGACUCUUUCUCUAUAUGGUCGAAGGCUUUCACGGACAGAUUCAGCUGGUUGUGGUGGGUUUUCCGGGCUGCGUGGCCAUAGUCUGGUAGAUCUUGUUCCUAAUGUUUUGGCUCUAUCUGGGCUGGUAUCUUCAGAGGUGUAUCACAGUACCACAGAGAGAAGUGUCCACGAAUUGUAAUGUUUUUACAUUGAACUCUGGUGUGGCCACAUCUGGAAUAAAGUCUACCCUAGUCUUCUG
Messenger RNA from Sphaerodactylus townsendi, 4105 nucleotides. It is a transcript of the gene TPP1, whose product is annotated as tripeptidyl peptidase 1. The record is from RefSeq and is a predicted model, not a curated record. Lineage: Eukaryota; Metazoa; Chordata; Lepidosauria; Squamata; Sphaerodactylidae. The transcript has 13 exons. Gene Ontology annotation, molecular function: tripeptidyl-peptidase activity; serine-type endopeptidase activity. Gene Ontology annotation, biological process: proteolysis; central nervous system development.